This is a messenger RNA of Macrosteles quadrilineatus (aster leafhopper), 4473 nucleotides long. Its product is annotated as mitogen-activated protein kinase kinase kinase kinase 5-like. Lineage: Eukaryota; Metazoa; Arthropoda; Insecta; Hemiptera; Cicadellidae. The record is from RefSeq and is a predicted model, not a curated record. Gene Ontology annotation, molecular function: ATP binding; MAP kinase kinase kinase kinase activity. Gene Ontology annotation, biological process: protein phosphorylation. Bases 305 to 3193 code for a protein of 962 amino acids. The transcript is spliced from 26 exons.
CUAGUUUCUGGUAUCUGUGUCGCUCCAUCUGUCUUAUUGUUUUUCGCAUGUUAGUGUAUAUAUGUGUUUGUAAAUCAGUGGAUUUGUGUCAAUAUUUACCUAGAUAAGAAUGUAAAUAUUAAUGGACGAGUGAUUUUUAUAAUCUGUGAUGUAGUUUGGGCUAAUGGUGCGUUCUAACUUUCUGUAUAUGUUGACAAUCUUGUGAGCUGUGUAGGCUGGAGCAAGGCACUCUACAUCUACCAGCUAGUAAUGGCGCACCGUCUCUGAACAGUAUAUUUAAAAACAUUCCUAAGUUUCAUACAUAAUGGCUCACGCUGCUGGAGUGUUAUCUUCGGACAUCAGCCGUAGAAACCCACAAGAUGAGUAUGAGUUGAUUCAACGCAUCGGUAGUGGAACAUAUGGAGAUGUAUACAAGGCUAAGAGGCUUUCUACUAAUGAGUUAGCAGCUAUCAAGGUCAUUAAGCUUGAACCAGGAGAAGACUUUGCAAUAAUCCAGCAGGAGAUUCUCAUGAUGAAGGAUUGCAGACAUCCGAACAUCAUUGCGUACUACGGCAGCUACUUGCGCAGAGACAAACUGUGGAUCUGCAUGGAGUAUUGCGGAGGAGGCUCCUUGCAGGAUAUAUACCAUAUCACUGGACCAUUGACAGAACUGCAGAUUGCGUACAUGUGUAAGGAAACUCUCCAUGGUCUUGCGUACCUACACACCAUGGGGAAGAUGCACAGGGAUAUUAAGGGAGCCAACAUCCUGUUAACGGAGAACGGCGAUGUGAAAUUAGCCGACUUUGGUGUUUCUGCCCAAAUCACCGCGACCAUUAACAAGAGGAAAUCUUUUAUUGGAACUCCGUAUUGGAUGGCCCCGGAGGUAGCAGCAGUGGAGAGAAAAGGAGGCUACAAUCAUCUGUGUGACAUCUGGGCAGUUGGCAUCACUGCUAUUGAGCUGGCAGAACUGCAACCUCCCAUGUUUGACCUGCACCCAAUGAGGGUACUGUUCCUCAUGUCUAAAAGUGGUUUUAAACCACCUACGCUCAAAGACAGAGAUAAAUGGAGUCCUACAUUCCAUAAUUUUGUGAAAACCGCACUCACGAAAAACCCAAAGAAAAGACCUACAUCGGAAAAACUAUUACAGCACCCUUUCUUCAUAUCGGACAUGAGCAAGAGAUUAGCCAUUGAAUUGCUGCAGAAGGUCAACAACCCUUCCCACAAUUUCACAGAAUUUGAGGCUGACGAUGAUGGCGCUGUUCCAAAUGUUCCGCAGAGAAUUGCGUCCCGACUGACCAGCAAAAACAGGCGAACAUCAAUAGAAGCUGCAGAUGUGGUACAACCCGUGGAUCCGACACAGUUUACCGACAUCAACAGAGCCUGGGACAUCAUGGACAUCAAUCUUGUCAUGAACAACAUUGACCACGUCCACAAUUGUGAUAAUCAAAGUACUGACUGGACCAAAGGAGAUAUAUUUACCGAGGAUAUGACCAUCACAAACGAAAACCCUAUCUAUGAGAGCCCCUGUGCACAUUAUGGGGAGUUGCGGUGUUGGGAACAUGUAAGUGCUUCUGAUCAGUUUCAAUCCUGGGAACCAAAAAUCGAUACUGAAAUUAUGGGAAUGUCCCUCAGGAGCCUAUUGCAGUACAUUGAUGAAGAGCUUGUUUACAGGGGAUCCCAUGCACAUCCGUUGUUCCAUCUAGAAGAAUCAUACUCGCUGCAAGCCACGUUACCUGUCGGUGAGUCAGCAACAACUUCUAGUCAUCAUUGCGAUCUUCAUAGGAACCAUAACCACUAUACUAAUCUUACAGGCCCAGAUGGAUCUCCGCGGAGACACAGUUCUGUGGAUGAGAUCCUGGGGUUGGCUGCUAACCUGAGUCUGAACGGACAACGGCAACGCAGCCUGAGUGAUAGUGGAGGGACCAACGAUAAAGAGACUGCCACUACCAAUGGUAACGGAGAAGGGCCGGAACCUGACCUGUUGUCGGACACUCCCCCAGUGCCGCCACGACGUAGGGAGAGAAAGCGACACACACCGCCACGGCCCGUCAGCAACGGCCUGCCUCCCACCCCUAAGGUCCACAUGGGCGCUUGUUUCUCCAAGGUGUUCAACGGAUGUCCACUAAGGAUUCACUGUACAGCCAGCUGGAUACACCCGGACACGCGGGACCAACACAUACUGAUCGGUGCGGAGGAAGGGAUAUACAACCUGAACCUCAACGAGCUACAUGAGACAGCCAUCGACCAGCUGUACCCGCGCAGGACGAUAUGGCUGUACGUCAUCAAAGAUGUGCUCAUGUCCCUCUCAGGUCCUAGGCUUUUGAGGGGUUCCAGGAAUAAAGGCAAGACACCACAGUUGUACAGGCAUGACUUGUUGGCUCUCCACAGCAAGCAGAGUCACAGGUUCACCAUGCACAUGAACAGGAUACCUGAGAGACUGGUGCCUCGCAAGUUUGCUCUCACUACAAAGGUACCAGACACCAAGGGAUGCACCAAGUGUUGUGUGGGUAGGAACCCUUACAACGGCUACAAGUACCUGUGUGGCGCCAUGUUCAAUGGCAUCUUCCUUAUGCAGUGGUAUGACCCUCUCAACAAGUUCAUGCUACUCAAGCAUGUCGAGUGUUCACUGGCCCAGCCUCCGAGUGUGUUUGAGAUGGUGAUCACACCAGAGCUGGAAUACCCGAUGGUGUGCGUCAGUGUGAAGCAGAGCUACGACAAGCACAGACUCAAGCUGGACCUCAUCAACAUGAACUCCGGGGCCAGCUGGUUCCACAGCGAUGAGCUCGAAGAUAUGGACGGCCAAGCUACAGUCAUUCCAAGGAGAGAAAACUUGCAGAUCAUCAAUGUUACUCAAUUAGAAAAAGACGCAAUCUUAGUUUGUUAUUCAAAUGUUAUUAGGAUAGUUACCCUGCAAGGAAGACUGAAGAGUAAUCGUAAGCAAAUAUCAGAACUGCAAUUCGACUUUCCAGUAGAAUCUAUAGUUUGUCUACCAGACAGUGUUCUUGCUUUUCACAAACAUGGAGUGCAAGGCAGGAGUCUGAAGAACGGAGAAGUUGUUCAGGAGAUUGUGGACAAAAGUCGAAGCUACAGGCUUCUCGGAUCCGACAAAGUUGUUAUGUUGGAGUCACAUCCUCUUAUAAAACUAGGAGGAACGCUCACAAAUGAAGAAGGCGCAGAUCUUUACAUUUUAGCCGGCCAUGAAGCCAGCUAUUAAUAGUCCAACUCCACAAAUUUAUUUUACAUUAUUUGUUCCUUUAAUUUAUUUUACUGUAAAAUAUAUAAAUAUUCUAAGUAUUGUUGAAUUCAGGCCUUAACAAUCUGUGUUACAUAUUUUUGUACUAUGAUUUGCAAUGUAUUAUUUUAACUAUUUUCCAAUGCGGAUGUACAGUAUUUUCAAUGUAUCGGUUCCGUACGAAAUGUAAACUGAGUGUUUUUUCCUCUUUUUGUGACUACAGAUCGUCCAAAAACUAAAAGAUGUCUUUCAGUUUUUUAGUCUUUAACUGUCAAAGGGGUUAUAAAGUUUUAAGCUCUUGCUGCACUCAUGCAAAAGAAGUGUGUAUUAAACGCAAUAAGUUGUAAAAAGGUUUAUUUAUAACAUAGGCGUUUUGUAAAUCUUAAAAGUAAUACCUAUUUUAUCUCCUUGGUGUGUCUCCCCUUUUACAACGACUAACUCAAAACUAUCUUGACAUUAAAAACUCAGCCUGUGAAAAAUCUAUGUAAUAAAACUUUCAACUAUAAAUCUAACACUUUCAAAUUUAUAUUGGGAACAGUUGUUGUGUGUUUUGUAAAUAGAUCAACAUUUUUUCUUACUAUCAUUAUUGCUGUUUCCAUUAUAAAAUUUCACAUUCGUUACCAAAGAUUGUAAUCACUCACAAAAAUAUUACUAUUAUAAAAACCCUUUCCUGUAAAUUAUCAAACCACAUAGAUGUAUUUUUCUGUAUAGUCAGUUGUAAUAUAUUAUUUUUGUAAAUAUACACCAUUCCUUUAACAUUAAAAAACACCAGCUAUAUUGAAUAAUAUAGAUUUCGGUAUUAGAUAAAUAUUUAAUGGAUAAAUAAUGAAUUAAUUAGUUUUCCUUACAUAGUACAAGUGUAUCUAUGAGAUAGCUGUGUUUAGAUUGAGCUUUGUGAAUAGAAUAAUAUUAGACAUAUCUGCUCAUAAUUCAGCUCAAAUGUGGCUAUUUUCAAUCAUUGGAUUUUUAAAUGGCAAAGGAAUAAAUGUUGUGUGCCUUUAUAAAUUCAGUUGUUUCGAUCAAGAAUAGGCAUUUAGCGGAGAAGUUUUAAAUAGUUUAAGAUAUAAUCCAAAGAGUAAAAUAUGAAAGUAUUUUUAACAUAUGUGUCUAAUUAUCAAAUCUUUAUCACCUCUGGUAAGGUUGCAUGCCAAACUUGACUUUGCUAGGUUAGAAUAUUACUUGUCAAAGUCGUGAAUAAGAACUUAAGGCUGGUUUGCAUUGAUAGUUUAAAAUGUGUGUUAAAUAAAUCAAAUAAUUAUUUA